UUGAAGCAUACCUGCACAGUAAGGGAAGCACGCACGCUCAUUUGGCUGAAAUCAUUGUAUAAACAGACACACAACACAAAAGGGUCUACCAUUUGAAAGUAACAAACAUGAAGACAGCAAAGGCUAUUGAUGUGAUCUUGAUGGUUGCCACAAUACAGACAGUAUAUGGACAUUUACACGUACUUCUAGAAGGAACCUCAUCCAUACUUCCAGAUGGAUCGUCAUCCAGCCCUAUCCUGGCAUCGCAAAUCAAUGCGACAACGAAUGUAGACAUACCCUGCGCCUCGGAUAUGAGAUGUCGCUGUAAAGCUUCAGCCAGCGGUGGUGUAGUGGCGGACUGCUCCGACUCGAACAUUUCUGUUAUACCAGAUUUCAGUUCCAACGUUACUGACAUAUUGCUACAGAGGAACAAUAUCAAAUACUUAAAGAUCGAGGGAGACCAAGUAGCCAGUUCUAUUUUGUAUCUGGAUAUUUCUGAGAACAAACUGGAAAAAAUCAUUGGCGAUCCAUUCCAACCUAUGCAAGCAUUAAAACAUCUUGAUUUGAGUCACAAUUUCCUACAAUACACUUCAUAUGUAUUUUCAAAUAAUGUAUUUCAUGGAUUGAAAAGCUUAACAUAUCUCAAUUUGAAGUGUAACAAUCACAAUGACAGAGUUCGUUCUGAUAACCUGACGUAUCCAGUGAGUAUUGGAAAUAUUACAACGCUGAAAACUUGUUUAUUAGACGGUGUGGAUCAAGCUGGUUUCACUGGCGAUUUCAAGAACCUUAUAAAACUAGAAUCUCUAAACCUAGAAGGUCACACAGGAGUUUGUGUAUUACCUAUCUUGCGAUCUAAUUAUUUCGAAAAUGUAUCCUCUAUUCAACAUCUCAAUUUGUCUUACUGUAAAAUGCGUAGCAUUGAAAUUGGAACUUUCCGUGUGCUUGCUAAUCUGUACGCUCUGAACAUUUCCCACAAUGACCGGCUAACCUUCAGCGUUAUGUCCAAUUUGACUGAUGACCUACAAAUUGUACCAAUCCGCACAUUAGAUAUCAGCAAGCUCCACUGUGACUAUGGACCUGGAAUCGCUAUAUAUGUGCAAGAUAUAGACAAAUUAAGCAAUCAUACUUAUUUGACAAAUAUGUACAUAGACAGUAAUAGAUUAUCGUUACUCGAGUUCGGCGUGAUUCCAAGAUUACCGAAAAGUUUACGGCUUCUCUCGGUAAAAGAAAAUAGGAUAACGUAUGGGAACUAUAUUUUUGAAUUAGCCAGCGCUAUCAAUUUAGAGUUUUUCGACGGAAGUAACCAGUACUCCUCCCAUGACCCUAUCACCGGUUCGAAGGACUGCAACGACUGGCGGGCACCACCAUCCUCAAGUGACGAUGACUCCUCUACAGAUCAGAACGCUGUUCUCGACAUUGUUAAGCUAUCGGCAGUUACUAUUAAUCUUCCUCCUAACCUGAAAGAGGUCUUAUUUCAUGAUAGUAUUUUAGAUUAUGUAAUAACAGGACGUAUUCCUUUCGGUCCGAACAACUUGACACGAUUUGACCUCCAUAACAACUUAUUACAUUCCUGGAAAGGCACAGUUUCAAAUUUACAUCACAUGAAAUAUGUUGAUGGAUCAAACAAUUACUGUACGUUUAUAUCAGAUGAAUUCUUUAACGAAUGUCCGAACCUGGAAUCCCUAAUUAUACAUGAUAAUCUGCUGGGGAAUGUUUUAUAUAACGAUACGAAUGGAAAGAUUUUCAGACAUCUCACACAUUUAAAAGUGUUGGAUUUAUCUUGGAAUCGUAUACAGGCAGUUCCAAACCUUUUGCUUAAGAAUCAAAACGAACUCCAAAUACUGAACAUUAGUAAUAAUGAACUUUACACAUUCGACCUUGAGCUCAAACACAUGACAAAUUUGCAACACUUAAACAUCUCUCACAAUCAACUAUAUCAACUUAGCGAGUAUGAUCGCGUUCAGAUAGAUAGCCUUAAGCGUUCAAAUCUGACAGUGAACUUGUAUGGAAAUCAACUUCAGUGUUCGUGUGAAACACUGGAGUUUUUAAAGUGGCUAGACGGCGAUAAGGCAAUGUUUGACAACUUCCGGAACUACGAAUGUCGAUUCCCAAAUGACUCAAGUACGACAUUUUGGAAUUUCGAAAAUGUUUUGAUUGAGUUAAAAAAGGACUGUUAUGAUUACACCGGAUUGAUAGCAGGGAUAACGUCUGCUAUCGUUCUGGCCAUCUCAUUGACCGUCUCAGGAAUUGUGUACCGCUAUCGAUGGAAAUUAAGAUAUCUGUAUUACAUGGCAAAAACAAGAUACAAGGGAUACACAAGUUUGGAAACCAACAAUGACGAACGUGAUGAUUUCCCAUAUGAUGCCUUCAUAUCGUACUGUGAACAGGACGGGAGGUUUAUCAGGGGUGACCUAUUAGAGAACAUGGAGGGACGAAGUGGUUUAAAACUCUGUCUACAUCAACGUGAUUUCAUUCCUGGACAAUACAUAGCAGAGAACAUUACCAAAGCCAUACACCAGAGCUGGAAAACAGUGGUAAUUGUAUCUAACAACUAUCUUAAGUCAUACUGGUGUAUGUACGAAUUCAACAUGGCUCGUAUGGAGAGUAUCUACUCAAGGGGAGGCAAGUCUGUUUUACUGUUGGUAUUCUAUGAAGAUAUAGCAGCGAAAGAUCUUCCGUUGACACUGAUGGAUCUGAUAGAAAGCAAAUCUUACAUUGAGUAUCCGCACGACGAGCAAGGUAACGUUGUCUUCUGGGAUAAAUUGGCUGAGACUGUUUCAAUGUAAGCGUAUGAUAUAUCACGUCUACUUGACUUUUCUUUGUAUUUAUUUUCUGAAAUAAAUUGGCUAAGACUGUCUCGAUGUGAGUAU
This is a messenger RNA of Mizuhopecten yessoensis (Yesso scallop), 2849 nucleotides long. RefSeq names its product toll-like receptor 2. Gene Ontology annotation, biological process: toll-like receptor signaling pathway; immune response. Lineage: Eukaryota; Metazoa; Mollusca; Bivalvia; Pectinida; Pectinidae. The record is from RefSeq and is a predicted model, not a curated record. The transcript has 2 exons. Gene Ontology annotation, molecular function: protein binding; transmembrane signaling receptor activity. Gene Ontology annotation, cellular component: membrane. Bases 108 to 2765 code for a protein of 885 amino acids.